UUUCUAUUCGGAUGACAAUGCUAUAAUUGCAUCCUUUUUUUCAAAAUACAUUGUUGUAAUUGGUAGAAAUGAAAAUGAUAUGAUAAACAAAUCAAUAAGAGUAUAUUGUUACUUCUUGUAUUUAACCCAUAAAGGAAUGAAAUUGAUAUAUUUGGAUAGACUAUUUGGAGUAAUAUGAAGAAAUUAAAGUAUGAUGCUAAAAUACACAAAUUAACAAAAUAGGAUGUUAUUGAUAAAACAAAUUAACAAAGUAGAUUGCCAUUUUUCCUAUUUAAUCAUUUCUAGGUUCCAUCACAUCGCCCCUAUAUAAAUAUGUAUUUAUCCAAAAUAAAAUAGUGACUGACAAAAUGCAAAGUAUUGAAUACUAUAAUUUGCUUUUGUAAGAAAAAUACGUAAAAAUGAAAAAUAAAAAAGACUUUAUAAAUGGCAAAAUAGUUAUUUUUACAUGGAAUAGCGACCCAAACUGCAAAUUUUGAAAUGCGAACUAUCAAUUAUUCGAAAGUUUUGACCACCAUUUCUGCAAUUUACUCUAUAACUAAAAGCAGUUAUGGCGGGAAAACUUCUAUGAAAAAGCUUUCCCGCUUUCUGUAAAUCCGGGAAAGAAAGUUUAACUUUUCUUCUAUCCGAUCAUUUUCAUUCCUUGCAUCCAGAAUCCUGCAUUGUCGAUUCAACUUGAACUGUAUGCAGUAUUUCUAAUCGACAAAAAGACAUUUGUAUAAUGGAAAGUUCGUCGUAUUUCAAUCUAUCUCUGUCGUCGUCAACAAUGGAGGGACGUCCAAAUUGGCUGAAAUUGCCUGAAGAACUAAUGGCAAAUAUACUUCAAAGAUUGAGUUAUUUAGAGAUACUCAAUAGCGCAUCAAAAGUAUGCACAACUUGGAAGAAAAUCUGCAAAGAUCCGGCGAUGUGGAAGGUCAUCGAUAUGCGGAAACAGGUUUAUCGUUGGAGUAUGAAUUUCGAUAUUGAGACUUUGAUUACGAAGCUAGUUGAUCUCAGCUGUGGGGAAUUGAUUGAUUUCAGUGUCAAGGGUGGUUUUGAAAUCAUCCCUAUCCUUGAUUAUGCUGUGCAACGAUCAAGUAAGAUGAAACGUCUUUACAUUCAGAGCUGCGAUCACGAUCUCGUAAGCGGAGGGUUCAUUUGGGCAAUCAAAAAGCUACCACAACUGGAGGAAUUUCAUCUUUCUUGCACUUAUCCCUCUGCAAAAGAAAUCGAACUUAUUGGACAAAACUGCCCUCUACUCAAGUCCUUUGCGAUGAACCAAUACUGUCAACGUCCACAGAAUGACGACACUGCCCUUGCCAUUGCAAACAACAUGCCUGGGUUACGCCAUUUGCAGGUGAUUGGUAAUAGCAUGACGAAGAUUGGACUCCAAGCAAUUCUUAAUGGCUGCCCUCACCUUGAAUCCCUGGAUCUUCGUAUGUGUUAUUAUCUUAGGCUUGGCGGGAAAUUUGGAAAAGUAUGCAUGGAGCGGAUUAGAGAUUUAAAGCGCCCACAUGACUCGAUGGAAAAUCAUGAGUUACAUCAGGAAUAUGAUGAAUGUGAUAUAUAUGAUCAUAUGUAUUCAUCUGGGUAUUCUGAUGUUGAUGACUCUUCGGACAAUGACUUCUAUCAAGUCAAAGAAGUUUCUGAAGUCAACAAUGCUUCUAAAGAGCGUGAUUAUGAAUAUGAUUAUGAUUAUGAGUAUUAUUGUGGAUAUGAAUGAUUGAAGAUCAUUUGGUAAUCCUUUAGUAAGUUACUAGUAAAAUUGUGGCAUAUAAUCAGGAUGACAUAUUUUGUUUACAAUGUUGUGAUGAUGUAUGUAGGUGAUCACUGGGACAUAUUAGGAUGACAUAUUUUGUCUUUUGAGUUUCAUAUGAUUUCUAAGGGGUUGUUAUCA
Lactuca sativa (garden lettuce) is the source of this 1873-nucleotide messenger RNA. Its product is annotated as putative F-box/LRR-repeat protein 9. Lineage: Eukaryota; Viridiplantae; Streptophyta; Magnoliopsida; Asterales; Asteraceae. Gene Ontology annotation, molecular function: protein binding. The record is from RefSeq and is a predicted model, not a curated record.